Messenger RNA from Phanerochaete carnosa HHB-10118-sp, 720 nucleotides. RefSeq lists its product as uncharacterized. The transcript has a single exon. Gene Ontology annotation, cellular component: nucleus. The annotation marks the transcript as partial. Gene Ontology annotation, molecular function: DNA binding. The record is from RefSeq and is a predicted model, not a curated record. NCBI's taxonomy places the organism in Eukaryota, Fungi, Basidiomycota, Agaricomycetes, Polyporales, Phanerochaetaceae.
AUGGCCUCAAAUGGCACCUCCUCAGCCUCCCGCAGCUCCGUUGUGCAGUCCACAGCCGUCGAAAGCAUCGUCCCUACUUCAUCUCGCAGGCAUCGCAAGCGGCGCCUCUACACCGUAGACCGCCGUUCCAUCUGCGUCAUGGCCAAGGAGAACCCUCACCUCCGCCAGGAAGACAUCGCGCAGCACUUCAAUGUCGAGCGCAGUACCGUCAGCAAGAUCCUCAAGGAAAAGGUUCGCUGGUUGUCUACCCCUGCCGAGCCUACAAUCAGAGUAUCCAAGUACAGGUACGUACUCGAGCGUUAUCGUCUCCUCGAAAGUUACUUAACUUUGUUGGUAUGCAGACUCGCCAAGUUCCCACGUCUCGAGGCCGAUAUGAAAGCCUGGGUCGUGUCUGAAAGCGCAGCUGGCUUGAUCUUCACCGACGCCAUGAUUCGCAACAAGGCCAAAGAGCUUAACGUAAAGUGGAAGUACGAGACCGAGGGCAAGUUUAGAGCUAGCCCUGGUUGGAUCGAGAAUUUUAAGACCCGCGUUGGUAUCCGCAAGGGGCGAUACAUUGGCAACGGCACGAGCGAACAAAAGGCUAAUGCGCAGGGUGUCCCAGUCGACUGGAAUAGAUGGCAACAGCCGCACGAGCCGCAGGUGGCAGAUACCGGUUCAUCUUUAAGCAACCAAAGCAAUACUAACCAGGCCAGUCCGACCCCCGUCCUUCCGCAGGAAAUG